AUGCACUUUUCUUCUGUCUCCGUUGCAGCUGUGCUAGCUUCAGCAGCUGUCGCAAAAUCCCUUUCAGAAUUAUGUACAGUUUCUAGUCUCAAAGCUGCUUUACCUUCCAAUGGAACAUUGCUUGGAAUCAAUAUGAUACCAUCUUCCAUCAAGGUUUCCACAGCCGUCUACAAUGCAAGCGCAAGUAUGGGAGGAGGCCCCAUGCGUCGCGAUACUGAAACCUAUGACUACUGCAACGUCACCCUCACAUACACUCAUGGCACCAAGGGAGAUAAGGUCAAUCUCAAGUAUGCCUUCCCCGACCCUUCCGAUUUCAAGAAGCGCUUCUACGUCGCCGGCGGGGGUGGCUAUUCUCUCAACACCGAUGCUACUGGCGGACUCAAGUAUGGUGCUGUUGCAGGCGCUACGGAUGGGGGAUAUGACGCCUUCAACUACAGUUUCGACGAGAAGUUCCUCUUGGGAAAUGGAUCCAUCAACUGGGAUGCGACCUACAUGUUCUCUUAUCAGGCUCUUGGCGAGAUGACUCAGGUCGGGAAGUACAUCACAAAAGAGUUCUAUGGUUUGACCAACACCAGCAAGGUCUAUACUUACUACGAAGGUUGUUCCGAUGGUGGAAGAGAGGGCAUGAGUCAGGUCCAGAGAUGGGGCGAUGAGUACGACGGCGUCAUUGCUGGUGCUCCUGCUUUCCGCUUUGCCCAGCAGCAAGUCCUUCAUGUUUACCCUGCCGCAGUCGAGCACACUCUCGAUUACUACCCUCCUCCUUGCGAGCUCAAGAAAAUCGUCAACGCCACCAUCGCCGCCUGUGAUGAUCUCGAUGGAAGGAAAGAUGGCGUCAUCUCUCGAACCGACUUAUGCAAGCUUCAAUUCAAUCUCAAGUCACUCAUCGGUGAGAAGUAUUAUUGUGCGGCUGAGACAAGUUCUUCCCUUGGUUUUGGCUUCAGCAAGCGACAGGCUCCGGGUAGCCAACAGAGCAACGCUCCUGAGCAAAACGGCACCGUUACUGCUAAAGGUGUUGCUGUUGCUCAGGCUAUCUAUGAUGGUCUGUUCAACAGCAAAAAAGAGCAAGCCUAUCUAUCUUGGCAAAUCGGCUCUGACCUCUCCGAUGGCGAGCCAAGCUAUGACAACGAAACUGAGAAGUGGACGCUAAACAUUCCUUCUACAGGGGGAAUGUAUGUUGCAAAGUUCAUCGAGCUACUCGAUCAGGAUAACCUCGACAAUCUUGAUAAUGUGACUUAUGAUACUCUUGUCGAUUGGAUGGAUACUGGUCUGGUCCGUUACUAUGACAGUCUUCAGACGACUCAUCCUGACCUCACGACUUUCAGGAAGGCUGGAGGCAAACUUCUCCACUACCACGGCGAAUCCGACCCCAGCAUUCCCGCCGCCUCCUCUGUUCACUAUUGGCAAUCUGUUCGUUCCAUUAUGUACCCGCACCUGUCAGACGUCGAGGCGCAAAAAGCUCUCACAGAAUGGUAUCAGUUCUACCUUGUUCCUGGAGCCGCCCACUGUGGAACCAAUUCACUCCAGCCUGGUCCUUAUCCUCAGAACAACAUGGAUACCAUGAUCGAUUGGGUUGAGAAUGACAAGCAGCCAUCUAGACUCAAUGCCACUGUUUCUUCUGGAGAUCACAAGGGAGAGACACAGAUGCUAUGCCAGUGGCCGAAACGACCCCUGUGGACCAACGACAAGAGUUUCAAGUGCGUUGAUGAUAAGAAGUCCAUUGAAAGUUGGACCUACGACUUUGAUGCUUUCAAGAUCCCUGUCUUCUAG
Messenger RNA from Fusarium venenatum, 1767 nucleotides. Its product is annotated as Tannase/feruloyl esterase. NCBI's taxonomy places the organism in Eukaryota, Fungi, Ascomycota, Sordariomycetes, Hypocreales, Nectriaceae. The record is from RefSeq and is a predicted model, not a curated record.